AUGAAAUGUUUUUCAAAGCAUUAUCUAUUCGUGAAUGAUAACAUUACCAGCAUGAACUAUUUAAAAAGGAAAUCAUAUCUGCCGAUAUCAAUUAUUAUGGGGGUAAACUCAUAAAACUUUGCGCUCCCUUUUGAUAGGAAUCUGGUGGUAUUUCUUGAUAAACGGGAUAAUAAUGAAUCGAGGGUUUUCGUUCUAGAUUAACUUUUAAUUAAUUUAAUUUUACCCCUAGAUUCAAUUACGGAGAUUUUUAUUGUACUUUUGAGUCUUUUGAGUCUGUGGAUCGAAUAUUACGUUUGCAAAAUUGAUCAACAAUGGAAAUGACAUGUACAUCAUGCGCAAAAGAAGGUAUGUACCGGUAUCAAGAGAAGGUUGGAGUUGAAGAACUCGAUGUUUUGCGGGGGCAAUAUGAAAGGCCUGCAAGGUCUCGUAAAUGAUAUCGAUAAUUUUGGGACUUUUUUGUAAGUCUGAUCACUUUUGUAAGAGGACGACCGGAUGAUCAUAUACUGAACAAUUAAGGCUGAACGUUUCAUAUUUUACCGGCUAACGUACAUGUUUUCUUUUGUUCCUCCAGCUUUUCGUUAUCACUAGACUGCCGCAUAACUAAAGCUGUUGUGAUCGCAGAAUUUCUUAAAGGUAAACGAUUAAAAUUAUUACACAGCAAAUGCACCCAGUGUAGUGACUUGUACGUUCAAUUUUUGAACAUUACUUUUGUACUGAUCAAGAAACAUAAACGAAUUGGGCUCAGAAUUACGAUAAACUCGUCUAGUUCACAUUGUGUCUUAACCAGCUUACACUAUUGUAAAAUUUAAUGCUCAGUCUAUAAAGUUGAUGAUGACACUGAUGGCCAGCGUACAGGGGAUACAUUCUUUGAGAGAAAGAGGUAGAAAAACUUAAAUAACUUAAAUAAAUAACUCAUCUGUAAUCUCUAUAACUGCCUUAAAUUCUCAGCCUAACGUUUGCGGUAAAAUUGCAAACCUUUAGUUUUCACUGAAUUAAGGAAUCACACCAAGUCAUGCCUCAGAAGUAUCACAAAGAAAUGCGGAAAUACGAAACACCAUAUCAUUGGACGAAUCGCUGACAAGGCCGAAAAAGUAGUAUCCAAUAGCAUUUCUUGUUAGAAUACUCAUGGCAGAAUGUUCUCUUAACUUGUUACUACGAGAACUUAGUCAAACAAACCACAGCCAGAGUGAUUCAGGCACAUCAUUGUUACACAGAAUAGAUCCAAGAUAACAACAGCGUAGGUUCGCAUAUUUGUACUUUGUGAAUUCUUACAUGUUACGUUAUUCCUUUCUCGUUCUUCUUCUUCUUGUACUCUGUUGGCUGAACUCACUGAAUACGUAGGUAGGUGAACACUCUCAUGAUACGGAACACGUUUCCAGUUAAAAAGGCGACUGAGUUUAAGUGGGCAAUGGGAAUUAGCCUUUGUUUAGUCACUUAGAAUUAUUAAGUAUUAAAUCACCUGCAAGUUAGCGUCUGUUUUUAUAAGUGACUUUCGUGUAAGGGAAUUAUAAUUAGGUACCUUGGCAAUGUGCAUUUUAAGUGUGUUCAGCCUUUUUAGAAUUCUUCGGAAAAUGUUUGUCGAGAUUGCCGACUGUUUAUCAGUGAAAAAUAGGGUGAUUAAGACAAGAAAGGCGAUAAUCGAAAACAGGCAUUUUGUUGUUUUAUAUAUCGAAGUGGUAAAUCUUGAAGAUGUUAAGAACGGGCUGUUUUAUUAAAAAUGGAUAACAGAUAAUGGCGUAAUUAAAAUAUUUUCUUUGAAAAGUGAAAGGUACCAUUUCAGUCGAAAGUCCGGUAAAUUUUUUUACAAGUGCAGUUUUUUUUUAAUAAAUCAAUGCAAAAUCAAACUUGGCAUGUCCGUAAAGAUUUGAAAACAUUUCAAACUUAGGUACGGUUCCAAGACUAAUUUUAAAAGUGUAUUUGCUAGCUGAAAAACGUACCAAAUAAAUAACGUAGCUACGUAUAUUAAAGACCGUUAAGAAAAAAUGUUGCAAUAUUAAACGCACAUAUGGGGUAAUCGUAAUCUCCUUCAGUUAUUUUGUCUAAUCCAACAGUUAUUGUUUCAGCACGGUCUCUGUGCGUCUUGAACAUGAGCCGGUGUCAAGCAUGACGUAUAAUGUAAUUUGACGGAGAAUUUUUAUGACAGAAAGAGCCUUUAAGUUCUAACGGAGCUUGUUCUCUAAUAUGAAAGGAAUAACUGAUGACUGAAAGGAAGUUUAUCAUGAGAGGUCCUAUUAAAGGCGUGCACAUAGAGGAGCAAUAUAGCUUCUAUGAUUUGACAAAACUCCCCGCUGGUCCGCGGACCAAAAAAAUUUCUAGAAAUGUUUGAAAAUGAGUUAUCCGAGUUCAAUCAUAGAGAGCAAAAAAGCACGAAAUUACUGGACAGUUGGCUCAAAAAAAAUUAAAUAAACUCUAAAAAUACUUCCCGUUUUUUAACAUGUUGUGCUGUUAGCCUUAUCAAACUUGCUACUUAUUUAAACAAAGAAAUUUUCAACAGCUAUUCUCAUUGGUCAAUUCAGAAAUGACAUAGCCAGUCGGAAAGUUUGCGGUGUUUUCGCAUUUCAUACGUCACGAACCCUUCAACUCGUUUUAGCCUGCAACGUAAAAGUAUAGCGCCAAAGGAAAAAAUCCUUUCAACUGGUCAUUUAAGAAUCCAUUCAACCAAUAAGAACUCUUUUAGCACGUUGUAUUUAACAAUCUCUCUAACUUGUUCAAAACACGUUUGUAUUUAAAAUUAUUCCAGUAGAGGACAUAAAAGCCUCAGCAUUGUGAUGGGGAUUACUAAUAUAAGUAAGCUGAUUUAAAUUUUAAUCCUCACAACUGUUACACGAAAGGUUAAGUGUUUAGUGACAUCAUAAAAGGAAUCUUGAAAUGUAAAUCAAAGCCUCGUUAACGACAUUUUUGUCUGAAUUUGUUUCCUUACUCAUUUGCUAAAACUCUUUUCUUUUUAAAGAUCCAUUUAUUAGACUACCGUAAAAUUCCGAAAAUAAGCCCCUCCAUGUAUAAGCCCCUCCAAAUAUAAGCCCCCUAAACUCGUAACGUAAAAAACCCCCCCGAUAAAUCGCCCCUCCAAAUAUAAGCCCCCCUGGGGCUAGUACUUGGAAAUUGCCCUCAAAUACAAAGUAAAGCAAAGCAAAAACGGUAAGUUUCCUUCCAACUACAAGGUUAUCCCAAUUGAUUUUCAAACGCAGAUUUCCCUCCGUAGAUAAGCCCCUCCGAAUAUAAGCCCCUCAAAAAGGGUCUUUGAAAAUUAUCGGGGGCUUAUUUUCGGAAUUUUACGGUGCUUUAUGACUUCAUUAUUUUAGCUGUGUGUUGCACAGCAAUUAUGAAAGCAAAAUUAGAAUCUUAAUGCAUCUCAUAGGGAUUCUCUAGGUCCCAGCGGUAACAAAGGAGAAGCAGGCCCCCCUGGUCCCAAGGGACCUCAAGGACCCUCAGGUUCAGCUGGUUCCCCUGGAAACAAGGUUAAUACAGGUGCUCGUGGAAAGCAAGGUACCCCAGGCCCCAAGGGACCUCAAGGACCCUCAGGUUCAGCUGGCUCCCCCGGAAACAAGGGUGAUACAGGUGCUCGUGGAAUUCAAGGUCCCCCAGGUUCCAAGGGGCAUCCAGGAGCGUUUGGUCGUAAUUGGAAACAAUGCGUUUUCAAAAAUAUCAACGAUGGAAAGGACUCUGGAUUGAUUAAGGUAAAAUUAAAUUUACAAUGGCAGGUUAUUGAAUAGUCGCAUUGCGACCCAUAUCAAAUCAAAAACAACUGAAUAGAGAUAAUGAAAUUGAAGAAGCUUGGAACUUUACGGUGACUAUUUUCAAGGCGUUUAUUUAUUCCCAUCGGAUACACACUUCCCGAUAUUUCUUCACGGCUUUGAAUGAGGAGUAAUUCAAGUCUUCUGCGCACAUUCAAGUAAAGCCUUGCGAAAAAUUAUUGUCAUAUUCUGGUCGCGUGUUUGAACGAAAAUUGUCUCCAGUCAAUUAUCUUCGAUUUAUAAAUCACAAAAAGCCCACAAUUUGUUUAUUCGAUCUGAGGAAGAUUAUAUAGCAGUAAAAUUGUGAGUUUAAAAAGCCUAGCAUACAUUUUACUGUUUAAUUUUGAUAAUUUUUAAAAUAAUUUUCGCUCAGGAAUGUAUUUUCGGGAAGAUGUCAGACACCACAGGCGUGCGCGUCUUCUGGAGUGGCAAUCUUCGCAUCUAUAACUGUAAACGGUGCUGCAGGCGAUGGUAUCUCACUUUUAACGGUGCAGAAUGUUCAACACCAGGUGCCAUUGAUGGAUUGGUGUUCAUGUAUGAUGGAACUGGGAGCAGACGUAAUGAAGUGCUUCGUCAUAGUCACAUUGAGGGCGUGUGUGAAAAAAUCCACAAGGGUACUGUGCGCGUUGGAUUCUGGGUCGGCAAUUGUGCUGGUUUAAAAUCUGCUGAUGCUUACACAGGCUGGAACUCAAUGUCCCGGAUCUACGUAGAAGAAGUACCUCCCCCGAAAGCUUAG
Messenger RNA from Porites evermanni, 4470 nucleotides. The record is from the annotation of a GenBank genome assembly. NCBI's taxonomy places the organism in Eukaryota, Metazoa, Cnidaria, Anthozoa, Scleractinia, Poritidae.